Molecule: messenger RNA, 1219 nt
Organism: Camelina sativa (false flax)
Lineage: Eukaryota; Viridiplantae; Streptophyta; Magnoliopsida; Brassicales; Brassicaceae
Source: RefSeq, a predicted model, not a curated record
UUCUUUAUUCCUAUUUUUCACAACAACAAGAAUUAAAAGAAAACAAAAAACAAGAAACAUUUCUCAUCUGUCUCUCUCUUUCUCUCCUUUCAAGAAACGAAAUGGAUCGGCAAAAUUCCGAUGACAUUAUGAAAUUUCUCGACGGCAUGGCUAGCUCCGACGAUGUUCUAUUUGGUUUCCUUGACGAAGGUAACCAGUCACCGGAGGAUUAUAACUUCGCCGCCGGCGACGAAUUAGAAGCUGAUAACGACACCACCGAUUGUAAUUCUGAAGAGAACAUAAAAUUAUGGCAAGAACAAGAACAACUUCUCCAGGCGACACUGUAUAGGACAAGUUCAAUUGAGACAAAGAUCAGACAAGCAACCAAGGAAGCGUCAAAACUAAUUAGAUCAAAUGGUUUGGUAUGUGUCUGUCGAAGACCGGUGACCGACGGUUGCCGUAGCUGUUUGCGUGGCGAAAUAUCUCGCCGUCUACGAGACGCCGGCUAUGAUUGCGUCAUUUCCAAAUCCAAGUGGAGAAGCUCUCAUGAGAUCCCUGCUGGUGAGCAUGAAUUUUUGGAGAUCGUGGACAAAUCUAAGAAAGGCGAGAUCCGGGUGGUGAUUGAGCUAUGUUUUAGGGCGGAGUUUGAGAUGGCGAGAGGUAGCGAAGAGUACAAGCGACUCAUCGGAAUGUUACCGGAAGUGUACGUCGGGAAAACGGAGAGGCUAAAGUCAUUGAUAAAGAUAUUGUGCACGGCUGCGAAGAAAUGUAUGAAAGACAAGAAGAUGCACUUGGGUCCUUGGAGAAAACACAAGUACAUGCAAGCCAAAUGGCUCGGAACGUGCGAGAGGAAAUCUGUGUCGCCGGUUUCGGAGAUGGAGGAGGAUAGGUUUCCUGUGGCAAAGCAGAGGGUGUCUAUGUUGUGUUAUGGUCUUCUUGGCGCUGAAAUGGGCCGUCCGGCCGCCGUAGCGGUCGUCUGAUUAUAUAUAUAGACAAGUAAAAUUAGGGAGAAAAUAAAGUGAAAUGAGGUUCACUUGAGAGAUUUUGAGUGAAACGGUCUCAUCGAUGAUUUUGUCGUGUGUGCCCAAAACAGGGCAAUUUUUUUUUUUUUUGAUAAAUUAAAUAUUUUAAUGUAUGUAUAUUCAAAGGGGUUAAAAAAGGGGAGUAGGAGACGAUUUCCUCAUGUGAAUUUUGUUUGAAGUCAACACGGUUUUGCAAUAAAACACUUAACCCUUCUGUA